AUGAAAAGCGCGCCUAGCGGAGACAAGACUGCCGUGAGGCUUUGGCAGCUCAUAUCUCCUUGUCCCGAAGACGGCUAUGCGUGGUCUGUCGCGGAAGGAUACGAACAUCUGCUGGCAACAAACCUGGGCACUGGAUCCGUCGGCAAAUACAAUAGCAUCAUCAACAACCUAGGUCGCUCAAUCGAGGCCGUCGACCCGGAGACCCUGCCAGGCUGCACCAUCCAGAACUCGAAUCUGGGCAGAAAUAGUCCAGUUUCACGGGUUGAGAACGGAUCCUUCACGGCCACUAUCCGACGGCUAGACAGUAAGAACGAGGAGCUCGCCGAUGAGCUGGACCGGGCGUGGUCACGUUCCGAUGCAUUGCGGGCGAAGGUUGAGGAAUGGGAAGCGUGGGCAGAAGCCAUGGAACGGCAGCUAACAGAAAGCCAAAACCUGGUGGCUCAGCUUGACGAAGAGCUGCGACACGUGGAGGGAGGAAUGGCCGAGGCGGUGAAGCUGCUACAGAGUUUCCGGCCCCAGGAGGAGGUGCAGUCACGUGGGAGUGAAGACUGGUAUCAAGACGCGACACGGUCACCUAGUCUGAGUCAGGAAGAAUGA
Molecule: messenger RNA, 597 nt
Organism: Penicillium daleae
Lineage: Eukaryota; Fungi; Ascomycota; Eurotiomycetes; Eurotiales; Aspergillaceae
Exons: 3
Coding region: 1-597 (198 amino acids)
Source: RefSeq, a predicted model, not a curated record